Molecule: messenger RNA, 1242 nt
Organism: Zophobas morio
Lineage: Eukaryota; Metazoa; Arthropoda; Insecta; Coleoptera; Tenebrionidae
Product: ADP,ATP carrier protein 1
Exons: 4
Coding region: 67-963 (298 amino acids)
Biological process (GO): mitochondrial ADP transmembrane transport; mitochondrial ATP transmembrane transport
Cellular component (GO): mitochondrial inner membrane
Molecular function (GO): ATP:ADP antiporter activity
Source: RefSeq, a predicted model, not a curated record
CAAAACUGCCUCUUUCGUUCGCGAGAAACCACACGGUGUUAACGUGUACGAGCGUAAAAAUUCAAGAUGCCGACCGACCCGAUGAGUUUCACUAAAGAUUUCCUUGCUGGAGGAAUCUCAGCAGCUAUCUCCAAGACGGCUGUGGCCCCCAUCGAACGUGUGAAGUUGCUUCUGCAAGUGCAGGCCGCCAGCAAGCAGAUCGCCGCCGACAAACAGUAUAAAGGUAUCAUCGACUGUCUGGUCCGUAUCCCCAAGGAACAGGGUUUCUUCAGUUUCUGGCGUGGUAACCUCGCCAACGUCAUCCGUUAUUUCCCCACUCAGGCGUUGAACUUCGCCUUCAAAGAUGUCUACAAACAGAUGUUCCUCGGUGGUGUCGACAAGAACACCCAAUUCUGGAGGUACUUCGCCGGUAACCUGGCGUCAGGUGGCGCUGCCGGUGCCACAUCUUUGUGCUUUGUGUACCCUCUAGAUUAUGCUCGUACUCGUUUGGGCGCCGAUGUUGGAAAAGGAAAGGGCGAGAGACAGUACACCGGUCUCUUGGACUGUAUAAAAAAAACAGUAAAAUCUGACGGACCAGUCGGUUUAUACAGAGGUUUCUUCGUCUCGGUACAAGGUAUUAUCAUCUACCGUGCCUCGUACUUCGGGUUCUUCGAUACUGCCAAGGGAAUGUUGCCCGAUCCCAAGAAUACGCCCUUCCUCAUUUCGUUCGCCAUCGCACAGGUCGUCACAACAGUUUCUGGUAUCACGUCAUAUCCAUUCGACACAGUCAGAAGGCGCAUGAUGAUGCAGUCCGGCCGGGCUAAAGCUGAUAUUAUGUACAAGAAUACAUUGGAUUGCUGGGUCAAGAUCGCAAAGAACGAAGGCGGAAGGGCCUUCUUCAAAGGAGCGUUCUCCAACAUCCUCCGCGGUACUGGUGGUGCUUUGGUGCUGGUGUUAUACGACGAGCUAAAAGCAAUCCUCUAAAACAAUAGUAGAAUUAUUAACGGAUUAAAUUAUUAAUUGUCUCAUAAUUUAUUUUCAUUCCGUGGUUUAUGCAUUUAUUUAGGCCGACACAUUCCUUUUUUUAGACGUUUUACUGUUGAUCAUUAGGCGCAGGAACUACACAUUCCAUGUAAACGAAUUCUCUUUUGUUAUACAAAGUUUUUAAAUGGCAAUUAUAAGCUGAAGUAUUGAUAGACCUGUAUUUUAAAUUCUGUAUAUUUUAAAACAGCCGUUUACCAAUAAAACAGUUGUGAUAAGUUA